AUGGCAUCCUCAACAAUCUCCACAGGCCUCGAGAAGGUCCAGGAGACCUUGAACGGAUCCUCGGAGGGCAAGAAGGGGGCUGAUGUGGCGGAGGACAUGAAGAAUGUCCACGAUGUCAACGCCAGGAUCACGACUGAUCAUGCUGACUGGCUCAAGAUUGCCACCGAGAACAAGAUUUGUGCAAUGCUCCCGAGGAACAACGCUGCUCGAGACAAGAUCCAGAGUUUCGACCACGAACGCAUUCCGGAACGUGUCGUCCAUGCCCGUGGUGCUGGUGCCUUCGGUACAACAAGAUACACUCAUGCUGGCAUCCUCACCGAAACCUCUGCUAUCACGUUGAUGCAUACUGACCAUAUCCGGGUUGGGAACAACAUACCGGUUGUUUUCAUCCAAGAUGCUAUUGAAUUCCCAGACGUCAUCCAUGCCGGCAAGCCAGAACCUCACAAUGAAGUUUCGUAA
Molecule: messenger RNA, 459 nt
Organism: Recurvomyces mirabilis
Lineage: Eukaryota; Fungi; Ascomycota; Dothideomycetes; Mycosphaerellales; Teratosphaeriaceae
Product: catalase 1
Exons: 3
Coding region: 1-459 (152 amino acids)
Biological process (GO): hydrogen peroxide catabolic process; response to oxidative stress
Cellular component (GO): cytosol
Molecular function (GO): catalase activity; heme binding
Source: RefSeq, a predicted model, not a curated record